Molecule: messenger RNA, 1776 nt
Organism: Camelina sativa (false flax)
Lineage: Eukaryota; Viridiplantae; Streptophyta; Magnoliopsida; Brassicales; Brassicaceae
Product: F-box/LRR-repeat protein At3g58980-like
Molecular function (GO): protein binding
Source: RefSeq, a predicted model, not a curated record
CUUCUUCUUUAGUCAAGAAAGUUGGGGAUCAAUUCGAGCAAAAAUGAAGCAGCUUAUUCACUCUCCUGUUCUUCUUCUAGAUUAAGUUCCAGAAUCUUGCUUGUUGAUUUCCGUCGCCAUUGUUGAAUUAGUGAUUCGAUUGGAACAGAUUGGUUUGCUAGGGUUUAGGUGCAACGUGCAAGAAGAUGGAUCGUAUCAGCGAUCUACCAGAUGAAAUUAUUAGGCUAAUCGUGAGUUUUCUUGCUGCAAAGGAUGCUGCGUCUUUGUUGGUUACCUCAAGGAGGUUUAGGGAUAUCUAUACCAUCAUACCAGAUCUUGUGUUCGAUGACACAUCUAAGCUUCAGGGGACUUUCACGGAUUUCGUGAGUGAAGCAUUGGCUCGGCUGGAAACUACUACGCGCAUAAGGAGGUUCUCUUUAAAAUCUCAAAGGCGUCUUCUUGAUCAAGAUCGUAUCAACCACUGGCUACGUGAUGUGUUAAAUCAUCGUGGUGUCAUGGAUACUGAAAUUUGUAUAUAUGGUGGUUAUGGAUAUACAUUGCCUUUGGAGAUCUUCACUUGCAAGACUGUCAAGAAGCUUGAACUUGGGAGGCAAAUCUUUAUCAGUGUGUUACCUCAGAAUGCAUUGCUACCAGCGCUUGAGACUCUCAUUUUUGAAUCCGUUCUGUUCUGUAAUCUUGGUGAUUGUGCGUUCCAAGCGUUUCUUUCGGCUUGCCCUGUGCUUAAGGAACUAAUAAUUGAUGGUAUGUGCUGGGAAACUUGGGAAUGGUCAGGCACCGUGUCUAGUCAGAGUCUUCAAAGACUUACAAUUCGUCGUGAUAUGUCUGAAGGUUUUAAUGGGCUCUAUGUUCCUCACUACAUUAGUUUUGAUACUCCAAGUCUUGCCUACUUAGACUACUGUGAUUUUGUCCCGGAUGGGUAUACAACUGUUAAUUUCGAGUCCCUUGUGGAAGCUAAGCUCAAUCUUCAUUUGAUGGUAAAUGAUGGUGAUAUCUUAUCUAGCAAUGCAACAAAUCUCAUUCAAGGGAUAAGGAAUGUCAAGAUCCUGCAACUCUCAUCUCCUAAUACUUGUGAGACGUUUAACGUCUUCCGUGAUGCAAUUCCGGUAUUUGAAAAGCUACGUCAUUUAACUAUGACACAUGAUAAUGCCAUUUCCAUGAGAUUCUGUUGGAGGUUUCUUCCCUUUUUGCUAAAUAAGGCUCCAAAUCUGAAGACCCUUGUUAUCGAGGAUGGAUUGCACUAUGUUAAAGAACCUGACUAUGUGUGCGAGUGUUUGUCGGGAUAUUCUUGUCUAUUGACAUGUCCAGUAGAGGUCUUGGAGAUAACUUUAUGGUAUGGCGGGAGGACUGGUGAGUUGCAGCAAGUAAAACAUUUCUUAGGAAAGUUGUCACGUCUGGAGCUGCUGAAAGUUUAUACUUGGAGCGAAAGUGAGAAUUUAAGAAUCCAGACGGAUAUUCAAAUGUUUCCGAGAGCUUCACCAAACUGCAGGAUCCAGCUCAGUUAUAUUUGAAAACUACUAGGCUCAAUCAAGUAUGAAGAACAAACUUUGGUCCUCUUAGUUGCUUAAGUCUGUUGGAACAUGAAUCUGAUUUGUGCACAUUCUUGGUCCUCCUAGCUAGUUAUCUGCUGACUGCUGUCGUCCUAGCUAGUUAUCUUCAGUAUGAUUCUAUCAACUUUGAUAGGCAGGUUUUCAUUUUGUGUUUCGAUGGGUUCUUAGUUUAUGUAACAACUGAUCAUGUGAAAUUUUAAUCGAUGUGACGAAAAAGAUUUAAUCAAAG